GUGGGGCGGGCGGAAGGCUUGAGUGGCAGCUGGAGGCGGAGGCGACCAAGAUGGCGUCGGAGGGCGACUUAGGAAGGAAAUGGGACCGUUGUUUGGCCGACUCCGCCGUGAAGCUGGGUGCUGGGUUUGGCCUGGGCAUUGUCUUCUCAGUCAUCUUCUUCAAAAGGAAGACCUGGCCCAUUGCUUUUGGAUCAGGGAUGGGCUUAGGGAUGGCUUAUUCCAAUUGCCAGCAUGAUUUCCAGUCCCCUUACCUCCUCCAUGGAAGAUUUGUCAAGGAGCAAUGACAGGGGGCUGAAGGACCCCUCCCUCCGUGGCAGAGGAACGCAGGUACCUGAAGUUUCGCCCUCCAGGAAGACUGAAGGGCCCUUGGCCUCGUGACUGCCGUCUUUGGAAGCACCGGGCUCUUUAUCUCUAGGUCAAUACCUGGAAUCCAAUCCUGUUUUGUAUAUCGCCUUCUCCCAGAGACAGCUGGGAAGGUGCUGCUCUGGGAACUCAAAUAAAAGUGACAAGACACACGCACA
This is a messenger RNA of Sceloporus undulatus (fence lizard), 521 nucleotides long. RefSeq names its product mitochondrial contact site and cristae organizing system subunit 10 (gene MICOS10). Lineage: Eukaryota; Metazoa; Chordata; Lepidosauria; Squamata; Phrynosomatidae. Gene Ontology annotation, cellular component: MICOS complex; mitochondrial inner membrane; mitochondrion. The coding region runs from base 51 to 284 and encodes 77 amino acids. The transcript is spliced from 4 exons. The record is from RefSeq and is a predicted model, not a curated record.